CUCAACUUACCUCAACUCAAUCCGUAUUAACUCCCCCCCCCCCCUCCUUCGUCUGCACCUUCUUCCUUUGCUUCUUCUCCUUUCUCUCAACCUACUUUUCUUCUUCCAUUUCCUGUUUCAUCCGUUCUACAACCAACCAAAACAAAACCACAAUCAUUCAUAAUGAAUCCCCAUCAGCAGAAUAAGAUCGAUACCAGCUCGCUGAGCCCCGAUGAGCAACGCCUGCUUCGUCUCUACGGCAAGAUGCCUAACAAGAAGGAUCUCCUGCAGAACAAGCUGAAGGAGCGGAAAUACUUCGACUCAGGCGAUUACGCCCUCAGCAAAGCCGGCAAAGCCUCAGAUGUCGGCGUCACCAACAUCGGCUCCCAACACCCCGUGCCCGAGAACAUCCCUCACCUGACUGCCACCUCCCCCGGCGCCAACAACCCCGCCGCUGCCGGCAAUGGGGGCAGCAUCAGCGCCCAGGGCGGCCAGCAGGUCCCCGGUAGUAUCAGCGGCCAUCCCGGCUCCAUCGGAUUCCAGAGCCGCAGCCCCGUCAAAGAGGCCAGCUUCCUGCAACGAGGAACCAGCGUCGAUGAGGCCGAUGGAAACAACCUCGAUGCAGUCGCAUCCCAGGAUCCCACCGAUGCCGGCAGCGUGAGCCCACCUCCGGCUCGAGGGGGUGUUCCCAUCCGUCAAUAAAUGAUUCCCCCCCCCCCGGUCCCUUAUCAUGAUCUCAUUACUUUCAUGUCAUCCUUUAUUUGGUUACAUCUCUUCCUUCGUAUAUCUUUUGUUAAUUCCGUCCCGGUGGUCGGUGGUAUUUAAAAGAGUGUUCUGGCGCCAUGGAUUCCCACGUCACGUUGUUUCUUGACAUUCCGAUGUAUUUACGACCUUAUCAUUGAUCAUUAUUUUUUUUUCCCUUUCUCUUAUCUUUUGCC
Molecule: messenger RNA, 917 nt
Organism: Aspergillus fijiensis CBS 313.89
Lineage: Eukaryota; Fungi; Ascomycota; Eurotiomycetes; Eurotiales; Aspergillaceae
Product: endosulfine family protein
Exons: 3
Coding region: 163-681 (172 amino acids)
Cellular component (GO): cytoplasm
Molecular function (GO): protein phosphatase inhibitor activity
Source: RefSeq, a predicted model, not a curated record